AUGACACUGAACGCCUCUGACCUGGGCUGGGAUGAGUCCUCAGGUGCAGACCCCUUCUUCCCUCUGGAUCGACUGGAUAGCUCACCUCCGUAUGAAGUCCCGCCCCUCACAGUGUGGGGUGUGGCCCUGUGUGUUUCAGGAACUCUCAUUGCCACUGAAAAUGCAAUAGUUGUCACCACCAUCCUGGCCACCCCAUCUCUUCGUGCCCCUGUUUUUCUGCUGCUGGCUAGCCUCGGAUUGGCCGAUCUCCUGGCGGGCGUUGCUUUGAUUUUGCACUUCCUCUUCCUGUUCUGUGUUGAGCCAAGUGAUUGGUCAGAAUUGCUGACCUCAGGACUGCUGGUGACAUCACUGAUUGCCUCGCUCUGUAGCCUGAUGGGUGUUGCUUUGGACCGAUACCUUUCUUUAAGCCACGCCCUCACCUAUGGUUCAAGCGAAUCACGUUACAGAGCCGCCAUCCUUCUGCUGCUGGUCUGGUUGGGUGCGUGUGUCAUUGGUGCGGGACCUGCAAUGGGAUGGCACUGUCUGGGAGAGCCAAACUCCUGUUCUGUAGCACGCCCUCUGACCCGGACAUACCUAUCGCUGCUGUGUGGCGGCUUCCUGGUGGUUGUCAUGGUAACCCUACAAUUGUACGCUGGGAUCUGCCGUGUGGCGAGGCGGCAUGCCCACGCCAUCGCUACCCAGAGGCACUUCCUCUCUACCAACCAAUCAUAUGCAAGCAAACACAGCAGUGGAAGGGGCUUCUCUCGAUUGAUCCUGGUCCUCAGUGUGUUUGUGGGCUGCUGGAUGCCUUUCUCCCUCUGGGGGCUGCUAGGAGACGCGUCCAGCCCUCCUCUGUACACCUACGCCACCUUGGUGCCAGCAGCAGGCAGCUCGCUGCUGAACCCAAUACUCUACAGUCUGAGAAACAAAGACAUUCGCAAGGUGCUGCUCCAGGCCUGCUGCCCGCACAGAUGCGCACACAACGCACACAUACACUACCCUGUUGAUGUGUAG
This is a messenger RNA of Perca flavescens (yellow perch), 993 nucleotides long. It is a transcript of the gene gpr3, whose product is annotated as G protein-coupled receptor 3. The coding region runs from base 1 to 993 and encodes 330 amino acids. The record is from RefSeq and is a predicted model, not a curated record. Gene Ontology annotation, cellular component: membrane. Gene Ontology annotation, molecular function: G protein-coupled receptor activity. NCBI's taxonomy places the organism in Eukaryota, Metazoa, Chordata, Actinopteri, Perciformes, Percidae. The transcript has a single exon. Gene Ontology annotation, biological process: G protein-coupled receptor signaling pathway.